AUGGAUCAAGAGAAAUCAAAAUCCAAUGAAAGUAAUAAAGAUGCUACUGUUGAAAAUAAAAAGAAGCAAGAAAAUUCAUCUGAUUCGACAUCUUCAAAAAAACAUGCACCAGCAUUAAAAGAAAACAAUUAUAAACAAAUUAGUAUUCGUGGUAUUCCAUUGUUAGAAAAUGUUGAAGAAGUUAAAAAAGUAUUUAAUCGUCAUUUACAUUUCACUAUUGUCAAAGAUCGUGAUGUUGCUACUGAUCAUGAUUAUUAUGAAUCAAUAGCUUAUACCGUUCGUGAUCAUCUUGUUAGUAGAUGGAUUCGUACAAAUCAAUAUCAUUUUGAAACUGAUCAAAAGCGUGUUUAUUAUCUUUCACUCGAAUAUCAUAUGGGAAGAGCAUUAUCUAAUUGUAUGAUUAAUUUAGGCAUUGAAAAUUCUGUUGAUGAAGCUCUUUAUGAAAUGGGUUUGAAUAUUGAAGAAUUAGAAGAACUUGAAUCGGAAGCUGCACUUGGAAAUGGGGGUCUUGGACGAUUAGCUGCUUGUUAUCUCGAUAGUAUGGCUACAUUAGGUCUUUCUGCCUAUGGAUAUGGUCUUCGAUAUGAUUAUGGAAUUUUUGCUCAAAAAAUUGAAGAUGGUUAUCAAAAAGAAUAUCCAGAGAAUUGGUUAAGAUAUGCAUGUCCAUGGGAAAUAAGUCGACCAGAAUUUCUCGUACCUGUGCAAUAUUAUGGUAAAGUUAUCGAUGAUAAAGAUGGAAAGAAGAAAUGGGUCGAAUAUAUAACUGUUCAUGCUAUGCCAUACGAUUCACCAAUUCCUGGUUAUAAUAAUAACGUAGUAAAUACAUUACGUUUAUGGUCCGCAAAAGCUUCCGAAAAAUUUAAUUUUGCAUUAUUCAAUAGUGGUGAUUAUAUUCGUGCUGUUGCUGAACAAAGUUCAUCAGAAGAUAUUACUCGAGUAUUAUAUCCAAAUGAUGAUUUCGAUGAAGGAAAAAUUCUUCGUUUAAAACAAGAAUAUUUCUUAGUAUCAGCAUCGGUACAAGAUAUUAUAGCACGUUAUAAACGAUCGAAAAUAAAUUUAAAAGCAGAUCAACAAGUUGAUUUUACAAAUUUUCCAGAUAAAGCAGCUAUUCAAUUAAAUGAUACACAUCCAGCUUUAAGUGUUGUAGAAUUAAUGCGUUUAUUAAUUGAUGUAGAAAAUCUUGGUUGGGAUCAAGCAUUUGAUAUAACAAAAAGAACUAUUGCUUUUACAAAUCAUACACUUUUACCAGAAGCACUUGAAAAAUGGCCAAUUGAUAUGUUUCAAAAACUUUUACCACGUCAUUUUCAAUUAAUAACCGAUAUUAAUGCACAUCAUUUAGAUAUUGUACAGAAAAAAUGGCCAGAAGAUAAAGAACGUAUGAAACGUAUGACAAUCAUUGACGAUGAAGCAAAAAAAGUCAAUAUGGGUUAUUUAUCUGUCGUUGGUUCGCAUGCAGUUAAUGGUGUUGCUCAAAUGCAUAGCGAUUUACUUAAAUCUACUAUUAUGAAAGAUUUUUAUGAACUCAAUCCAGAAAAAUUUCAAAAUAAAACGAAUGGUAUAACACCACGUCGUUGGUUACUCAUAUGCAAUCCCGAUUUAGCAGAUCUUAUUACAACUAAAAUAGGUGAAGGUUGGAUUACAGAUCUGGCACAAUUAAAACAAUUACGAGAUUAUGUUGAUGAUGAACAAUUUAUUCGUGAUAUUCAACGUGUUAAAUUUGAAAAUAAAGAACGUUUAAGUAAAUUUCUUAAAAAGAAUUUUAAUGUUAAUAUUAAUCCAAAUUCAAUGUUUGA
This is a messenger RNA of Adineta steineri, 1793 nucleotides long. The record is from the annotation of a GenBank genome assembly. Lineage: Eukaryota; Metazoa; Rotifera; Eurotatoria; Adinetida; Adinetidae.